Papaver somniferum (opium poppy) is the source of this 2992-nucleotide messenger RNA. RefSeq lists its product as uncharacterized. The record is from RefSeq and is a predicted model, not a curated record. Bases 391 to 2886 code for a protein of 831 amino acids. NCBI's taxonomy places the organism in Eukaryota, Viridiplantae, Streptophyta, Magnoliopsida, Ranunculales, Papaveraceae. The transcript is spliced from 6 exons.
AAGUAAUUUUCCACAAGACUUUGAACUUUUCGUAUCGGAAAAGAUCCAAAAAUAAAAACAGAGACAAUUCAUCAUCAAUACCGAUAAAAACUCAUUGAUUUUCAAUGAUACUUGUUGCUUUAUAUAACAUGUACUUUGAAUGACAAUAACAGAUUACGAGAUUUUCAUGUAAAACCUAAUUAGAGAAGUGAAGAAGAAGAAGAAGAAAUCAAGUUGGGUAUCAAGUAGAAAGUCACUUCCUUUUUUCUCUCUCUCUGUAUGAAAAAUUCAAUGCUGGUAUCAGAUUUUGUUGAUGGAAAUAUGGUUCAUCUUGUUCUUUUAAGAAAACUUCCUUAAACAUGUACACAAAAGUUGUUGACAUUUAAUUAAAGGGAACACAAGGAUUCAUUUAUGUCUGGAACCCACUUCUGCAGUCCGAUGAACAACAAAGGGUUUGUCAUGUUUCUUAGUUCUAUCUGGGUUUUCGUCACCACGUAUACAUUUUUUCUGGGAAAAUUCAUAAUCAGAUAUUUCUUCAGAUUUAAUGUUGGAGACGGUGUUCGGAAACAGAAAUCGGACUAUUUUCCUGUUCUUCAACAUAAAAUCAAUAAUCAGAUUGAUGAAUCAGAGUCAGACAGUUCAGAACCAAAAAUUGAACCGGAAGUUUGCAGUCUUCGACAGGAAAUCAGUAACCAGAUUGAUGAACAGAAACUUGAACCCGAAGUUUUGAGUCUUCAACAGGGAAUCAAUAACCAGAUUGAUGAUGAUUUAGAUGGUUCAGAACAGAAACUUGAAUCUGAAGUUCUCAAUUUCCUGGAUACAGAGUAUGUUGCUGAUGAUGAUUUAGAUGUUUCAGAACAGAAACUUGAAUCUGAAGUUCUCAAUUUUCUGGGUACAGAGUGUGUUGAGGAUGAUGAGGUUAAUGAAAAAGAGACACCAAAAUUCAGUUUCAAAUUUCAGUUUCCAAUUUAUGAAGAAACCAGAGGGGAAACCAACGAGGAAACUGAAGAAGAAGAAGAAGAACCAGAAGUUAGCCCUAACAGUAGUUUAAUCCCAAUGAACACAAAUACUAGUAAGUAUGAGUUCUUACCUGGUCAGAAUAUUAGUAGAUUCAUUCAAGAACCGAAAGUUAUGAACUUUACUGUUAAUCAAUUAUAUAAUGAUGGUUUGAUUGAAGAAAACAAUGAUGAUGAUUUUCAUGGUGGGUCCUUAGACAAAACCUUUAUUAAACCCUAUUUGAAAAUAGAAAAUUCUGUUGAUGAAAUUCUGGAUGACGACUCUUGCAGUAGACAGAAUUAUGAGAAAACAGAAUCUGUAAAACCAACUGAAGUACAGCUUUCUGAAAAGGAACAAUUAGUGGGCUUAGAAAGUACUAAUUUUGAUGGAGCAGAGAGUUUGACAGAGGAAGAGGAAAUUAUUGGUUCUGAUUUCGAUAGAGAUUCGGAUUCGGACUCGGCUGAAUUCGGCGAGACUAUGCUGGAAGCAAUGGAAGAUAUUCAGAAUUCUUCUGAUGCAAUACAUGCUGAGACCUCAGAAACUAUGGACCCAGGAUUGAAUGAAUGUCCUGAAGUAAAUGAUUUGCAGAAUUCAAGUAUUCUGGGGACAGAAUUUCUAACUGUAAGUGAAUUUGAUGUAAAAGAACAAGAACCAAACUUAGAAGAAUGCAAUGGAAAAAUGAAGAAUCUAUUGAAUGACUCCGGAAAUUCUAAAGAGCAGAGUUUGCAGAAAUCGAUAUGGCCCGAUACUGAAGAGGCGGAUGAGUUCGAGUCCCUUUGGGAGCAUCAGGAGCUAAUAGAGCAGCUGAAAAUGGAGAUAAAGAAAGUUAGAGCUACAGGACUUCCAACAAUUUUUGAAGAAUCCGAGGAGUCCCCUAAGGUGGUUGAAGAUCUUAAGCCAUGGAAGAUUGAUGAAAAGCUUUUACACGAAGAUCGAAUUGGCGAGCUCCACAAUUUCUAUAAAAUCUAUACAGAGAGGAUGAGGAAAUUCGAUAUCUUGAAUUAUCAGAAGAUGUAUGCAAUAGGUUUUCUUCAGCUAAAAGACCCACUUCAAACAAUGUCUUUGCAGAAAUCUACUACGCCAACACUCACAUCAGUACUCUCACAAAGCUUUGGAUUAUCAAAGCGUAUUAAACCAGAAGGAGAAUCAAUGGAAAAAUUCAUUAAAGAGUUGAAAGGAGAAUUAGAAGUAGUUUAUGUUGGACAACUUUGUCUGUCAUGGGAAUACCUGCAUUGGCAAUAUCUUAAGGCUAGAGAGUUGUUGGAAUCUGACCAAUACGAAGUUCGUCGAUACAAUGAAGUGGCAGGAGAAUUUCAACAGUUUCAAGUUCUCAUUCAAAGAUUCCUAGAGGAUGAGCCCUUUCAAGGACCAAGGGUUCAAAACUACAUAAAAAAUCGAUGUGUUCUUCGUAACCUACUUCAAGUUCCAGUUGUUAAAGAGGAUUCAAAGGAUAAAGAUGGAACAAGAAGAAAAGAUGCCAUCACAUGCUCAAUGUUGUUACAAAUCAUUGAAGAAUCAAUGAAAAUAUUGUGGAAGUUUCUUCGAGCUGAUAGGAAUGAAGGAAAUAUGAUCUUAAAGGGACUAUUAGGACCUCAGAUUAAGCUCCAUGACCCCGGAGAUGCAGAGCUUUUGGUUGAUGUUCAAACAACUCUUCAAAAGAAGGAUAAGAAGCUCAAAGAAAUAAUGAGAAUCGGAAAUUGCAUAGUCAGGAAGUUCCAAAAGCAAAAUGAAGAACACUCGAGUCAAGCUGUGUUCCAUUCUCAAGUUGAUCUUAAACUAGUCGCUAGGGUGCUACAUAUGUCAAAAAUAACUAAUGAUCAAUUAGUAUGGUGUCGUAGGAAGUUAAAUAAUAUCACUCUCGUAGAUAGGAAGAUUCAUUUAGAAUCCUCGUUUUUGCCUUUUCCUUGUUAAAAAGAACUUCACUGAUAUAUCAGUUUAUCCUCCCGUAUACAUGUAACUAAGUUUGAAUACAGUAAUUAGAACAGUUGUAGAGAUGAGCAUCUUACAGUUUUGUUAA